GGGGCAGGAGGUGGAGGCGCUCGGUCCGGGCACUCCCCACAUUUGCAGCUGUUAAAAGUUUUUUUCACAUUUCCGCAGUGUCACGAUUUCCGUUUCCCUCCUUUAAAAAAAAAAUCCAAGUCCCCAGGCGCUCAGCAGCCGCCCAGGCGAGCCCCGCUCCGCUCCCGGCCAUGGACCUGCCCGCUUCGGAAGAUCCCGAUGCCCAAGCGCCUCCGCCUGGCCUCCGCACGCUCCUGCCCUCCAGGGAGUUCCUCUGCUCCCGCAAAGGGCAGCUCCUGCUGGCCGAGUCGGUGCUGUCAUUUAUCACCUUUAUCUGUUAUAUUGCAUCUUCAGCUGCAUCUUUCAUGAUGGCACCACUCAUAGAAUUUCUGCUGGCACUGUUUCUUUUCUUUGCAUACUCCUCUAAGCUUAAUGAGAAGUUUAAAGGGAUCUACUGGCCUUUGUCGGAUUUCUUGCGCUGUGUCACUGCCGCCAUUAUAUAUUUUGCCAUCUCAAUCGCUGCAGUCUCAAAAUAUUCUGAUGGAGCAUCCAAAGCAGCUGGAGUAUUUGGCUUUAUAGCCACAAUAGUGUUUGCUGUUGAUUUCUACAUUACCUUUAAUGACCUGGUCACGUUUCUCAAACAAGGCGGUUCCGAAAAUGCCACUGAAGCACAAAAGUCAGAAGAUGAGGCCUCCGAUUCGGAUUCGGACUGAAGAACAGCGCACCUACGGAUUGUGAAGUCAAAAGGGAAGAGAUGACCAAGUUCUUUCCUAUUUGCUAAAUGCACUGCCAGUUGAAAUGUUUCCCUUUCUUGUUUUGGUCUCAGUCACCAGUACGUUCUCUCUCUUUUCCCAUCACUGUUUACAGAGUCACAAAAACCAGUGACUCAGUGAUGUGGGGGAAAGAAUAUUUCAGUGUCACAGAACAUUUCUUUGGAAACUGGCCAUUUUGUAGGUGUGCAAUCUUGUACCUAGAUAUCUUUUAAUAUGCUUUAUUUCAAACUUUACACUAGAUUUCUGAAUCUGAGCUUUCUUACUACUUUUUUCCUCCAUAUUAAGAAGCCAAUAGUAUUCCUUUAGAUAAAGUCUCACUACCUCUACUAUCUCAAGCAUUUGAAGGCACAGGUUAUAUUGGAUGUGUAGGUUUCAGAAGGCUGCCUAUGUGUGACCAUGAAAAUGGCAGCUGGACAUCUGCAACAUGAGCAAAUCUGAAAAUGCCUCAGGUUAGCUGGUUUAGUGGACAUUCAAUUUUCUGUCAUUUUGUAAGAUUUUCUGAGGAGAAAUCGCCCUCUUUCUAAUCUGCUUCUGUGGCGGCACAUCACGCCCUUCAAAUUUUAUUGCAAAAACGAGGCUGAGCAUGAGACACAUUGUUUUAACCUUCCCUUCCUACCACCAGGGCAGAAGCCUCUAUAUGCAGUCUGCACAUUUAGCUCCAGUUUCAGCAUGCAUGGCCAGAUGGGCCUGGCUCAGAGUCAUCCACAUGACAUCUCCUACCCCAUCAAGCCUGUAAGGAUUUCCGCACAAGAAACCACAGCACAAUUUCUUGCUCUAUGCUUUUAACAUCAGUCCUCCAGUCAAUAGUGUUUACCCCAGGUAGGGAACCACAGGGCUUACAGCUCCUGAUAAAGCCAGGCUGCCACAGAGAAUGGAAGAAACAACCCGAGACAAAGGCUUCUGCAAAUCUCACCUUAUCUAUGCUUUUGUGGUAUAGAAGGGCCAUACCACUGAGGAGAGGCAAACCCAGCCUCCUGACAGAAAUCUCAGUGCAGCAAGUCGCACUUUCCCAGCCCUCUGUUUUUUCUGAGAGGCCAGAUUUGUCCCUUGGUGUGGAGUUUCUAGGAAAAACUCCUGCAUUUCAAAGGGUUCUCUUUAGAGAGAGGGUAACAUAAUCUGUCUGCAGUAGUCAUACCUUCUGACAACGUAUAUACACAUCCCAAACAAUAACUUAGUUAAAAGAAUGGCAAACUCCAUGUACGGCAUUUGAUAUGCUUGUUUCAAAGAAACUCAUAUGUUAACAAGCAUUUCAUAUAGUCACAGGACUGGUGGCUUUUCUUCUCUCUCUCUCUUUUUUUUUAAACAAAAAAAGACUUCAUGACACAGCAGAUGGUACGAAUAGAGUAAAUGAAAACAGAGUUAAAACAAUAAAGGCAGUUUUUGCUGGGAAUAAACAUAUCCCACUUGUGUUUCAGUGACCUGCUAGCAGCUGGCUGUUAGCUGUCCAGAAGCAAGGUACCGAUUAGCAGCGUAGAGGUGUUUCAGACAGAAUGGUCUGGCUUAAUAAGGGGAUAUCUGAAAGACAACUUUCCCAUUCUCCACAAUUCCCAUUUCCAGACCACCGAAGGAGUAACAACAAUGAAUGUGAGAAGUAAUCAGCACUUAUCUCAGGAAAGAGCCCUUUGGACUUUUUCCAGUGUGGAAUUCUGCAUUUCCAUCAUGCUUCUCUUUUACUGUAAUACGUUUACUGGCAUUUACUGUGAUGUUAGGGAACCUGUGGUAAUUUUUACACUCUCUUUUUGUAAUUUUAAAUUCUUUUUUUUUUUUUUUUUUAAACAUACUGCAUGUGAAACUCUGGAAACUAGCUCAAGAUUAACAUUUAUAAACUAUCCUGGAUUAUACCAUCUUUAACAGAAGCUGAGUUUUGUGUUUUCCUUUACUUUUUUUUUUACAAUCUCAUUUUAUAACCUUUCAUGCUUUAAACCAGAUACAAUAAUACGGUUUGGAUUAAUUGUGCCAGUUAGCACAGAGCAUUGUAAGAGACAGUGAGAAAUGUGCUGCCUCAGCACUCAGAGAUUGUAGGCUCACUGCUAUAUUUUUGUAGAGUAUACCACACUCCUCUAACCCAUGCAUAAAAGGGAUGUCACCAUAAAUGUUGUUAUGAUCUCUUCAGCAGUCUUUGGAAGUAAAUAAGAUGCUGUGUGUUUUGGGAUCUGAUACUGUCAUUCUUGUAAACAAAUCUGCCCUUUAGAUUUGAAAUUUAUU
This is a messenger RNA of Mauremys mutica (yellowpond turtle), 2957 nucleotides long. RefSeq names its product CKLF like MARVEL transmembrane domain containing 3 (gene CMTM3). The coding region runs from base 171 to 692 and encodes 173 amino acids. The record is from RefSeq and is a predicted model, not a curated record. Lineage: Eukaryota; Metazoa; Chordata; Testudines; Geoemydidae. Gene Ontology annotation, cellular component: membrane. The transcript has 5 exons.